Rhizoctonia solani is the source of this 2529-nucleotide messenger RNA. RefSeq lists its product as uncharacterized. The transcript is spliced from 10 exons. The record is from RefSeq and is a predicted model, not a curated record. Lineage: Eukaryota; Fungi; Basidiomycota; Agaricomycetes; Cantharellales; Ceratobasidiaceae. The coding region runs from base 1 to 2529 and encodes 842 amino acids.
AUGGCGCUACCACCACCUGUUGACGGCACUCAUGAUCCCCUCAGCUCCCCACUAACACCACUAUCCGAGACCUCCGAUGGGCUCCCAAUACCCGAAGACGAAGCGGCUAUUCCAAUGAUCGAAUUCUCUACCCAAUGGAAUAACAGGAGGGAAGCCCAAUGGGAUAUCGUUGGCCCCAAACGCGGAACUCAAUCAUCUCUUUCUGCGCCGGACCCUACAGCUCGGGGCCCUCCUCAAAUGUGGGCUGAAAAUAUAUACGAUGCUCAAGACGUUCUGCCUUACUUUAGCGUCGGUCAAACCAUAUUGGCGUCUAAGACUCCUAGAGCGCUUGCCCGAUCUGUAUUACUAACGAGGAACCUGCAUGACAUUUGCGCAGACUGGACAAGCGGAAUAAUCAAGUUUACCGUGCGGGUUCGAUACAAGCUCCAGCUGAACAGGCCCAAAAAGUGGAAACCCCCUGGCGAAACUGGUAAAUUAGCCAACGUUGAUUGCAGUCCCAUGGAUCCCAUACAGUUUCGAAAGUUGAAAGGUUGUUAUGAGGCAGGAGUUCCAGUUCGAGUGCUUGCUACAGGCGACUUUCCCUCCCUCCCCACACCAAGAGAAACCGAAGCUCCUGAUGCGGUUAGAAAUCAUCACUGGCAGGACGGAGUAGUCAUGUUAGGGUUUUUCUGGAUCAAGAAGGUUGAGGCAAGUGUUCUUUUUGAUUCCUUGGAUAAUUUCCUUACUAAGUGUGUAGAGCAGAAAGUCGAGCAUGUCUCCGAAAAUGUCGACCUCGAGACUGGCAAAUGUUCUGGUCGUUCCAAAUGGGAGCUUGAGCUUAAGUCUUGUAAUAUUAAUGAGCACCCUCAACCAUGGUGGUGUCCUCUCAACGAGGAAGCGCAAAAAGGCAACGCGUUGUUUAAUAGUCAUUUGGAAGAGGAUGACAAUGCGUUGGAACUUGGAAAUGCGCAUAAACGUCGCCGAGUUGACGCAAACAACAGCUCAGGUUACUGGGGCGGAACUCCAGUACAAGCGGAUCCAGUAUACACAUAUGAAAACGGUGAUAGACUAAGAGUAGAGGCAACACCAGGCCCAUUCUUGGACCCUAUGCUCAUUGACCCGGUACUACGUGAUAAAUCGCCCUCAUAUACAGGAUAUACGUUAAGUGGACCUCCCAGCUACCCUUCAAGCACUGGAGGCAUACCUGCUCCUGGAGUCGCCAAUCAAAUGGACAUCGAUCAUUCAGUCUUCCACUCACCACCCCCAGAAAUUCACCCAUACCAUUUAGGAUUGUCGCUAGAUCCUCUUGAGGGGACAGAGAACUGCUUGACGCCAUCCAAGUUCGUUUCUCCCCAAUGGCACCGCAGAGCGCAUACAGAGGCAGCAGGUCCGAUUGGAACCUUGUUCCGACUUGACGAUGGUGGACAUCAAGCCAAGACCGGGUUACAUCAGAUGGCCGUUCGUGACGAAAAAACAGGGCUGACGUUUGUGGAGUAUUGGCUUGCCGAAGCACCUAUGCCGAUCCUUGCUGAGUUGAAGAGGAUUGCGUCUAUUAGUCAAAGAAAAGCUAGGGGGAAGGCGAGUCUUCCGAAAGGUACCGAAAUACCAGAGCCCAAACCAAUCCCAAGUGCCGGCCCUAGUACUCUGGACUUCAAUCCCGGGACUUCACUUCCGACUGCUAUUCCUGAAUCCAAGCCCCAGACCUCUGGUCCUAAACCUGGGGUUCACCCAGACGGUCUGGCUCUUGUUCGUCGACGCGAUCCUGGUGGGAGUCGUGUGGUUUUCAGUGAAGACACACGGAUGCUAUUCAUGCAGAUUACUUGCCCCCAGAAUUCUAGCUCUCUCGAGUCGGCGGAUCAGAUAUUUUCAGGUUUCGCCGCAGAUGUCCCAAUGGAAAGACAAGAAAACAGUACAAGUUAUAAAACUGGUGCAUCCACUCUUUCGUGUCAUUACACCUAUCUGGCGGGGUCCGGUACCCAUAUUAUGCAUACAUCUUCACCCGCCGUCGAUUGGGAAUAUGUUCCUACUUGUGUGUAUGAUGCGCAUGCACUACUCGUCGACCAUCAGGCACACGCUAUUUUCAGUGGCAAUGAUACUAUCAGAGAAUUCAAUCAGAGUCUAUUCAUUCUAGGAAAUGGCAGCGUUGGAACAAACACAUUCAGAAUGACACACAAAGCAGAGGAUGGGCCUACUGGUUACAUGGUUUUUGGUGCAAGCUGUAGUAUUGAAAUACUAGUUGGCAACGGGGAAAAUGUGAAAAGGACGACAAAGGGAGAGGCUACGAGGCGUGCAGAGGUGUUACUCGCUCACGGGGAUGCACUUAUGACGAUGCCAUUAGAGGGUGACCCGCCAAUGGAGAUGAGAGUAAAAAGGACUGGGCUUGCGAUUGUUGUAAUUGCGCGCCAUGUCUCACCUGAUUACAUCCAUGGCAAAACAGUUAAGGUAGUCCCCCAAAAAGAACACCUCCCAGUAAUUAAGAAGCUUCCCGCUCCUGCCAAGCGAGAUGUAACUCCAGCCAAACGCAAGGCUUACGAGCCUGAUGGUAAAUAA